Messenger RNA from Parasteatoda tepidariorum (common house spider), 5355 nucleotides. It is a transcript of the gene AGO1, whose product is annotated as protein argonaute-1. NCBI's taxonomy places the organism in Eukaryota, Metazoa, Arthropoda, Arachnida, Araneae, Theridiidae. The record is from RefSeq and is a predicted model, not a curated record. Gene Ontology annotation, molecular function: RNA binding; protein binding.
CUUUUGUUAAUGCUUAUAUAUUAAAAUCUGGCAACAGUAAUAAUAGUAAUGAAAGUAUGAAACAACGCCAUUUUAUCACUGGUAAAUACAAGAAAGGGGAUUGUGUGAUUUGGUAGGUGGUUAAGGGGUGCUUUCAUCAUGUAUCCCGUUGGCCAACCACCUGGCCCAGGGCCUGUGGCUCCUCCAGUAAGAGCUCCCCAACAACCUCCACAGACAACAACACCUACAAUGCAAACUCCCAGCGGUUCAGGCAUGCAGUUACCACCCGGUGGCAUACCUCCACCCGAACUGCCAGUCUUCUUAUGUCCCAGACGACCUAACCUUGGAACAGAAGGGAGACCGAUUAUGCUGAGAGCAAACCAUUUUGAAAUCCGUAUGCCUAGAGGGUUUCUUCAUCAUUACGACGUUACCAUUACACCUGACAAAUGUCCACGAAAAGUGAACAGGGAAAUCAUUGAGACCAUGGUUCAGUCAUAUUCAAAAAUAUUUGCCAAUAUAAAGCCUGUAUUUGACGGACGGAAAAACAUGUAUACCAGAGAUGACAUUCCAAUUGGGAGUGAUAAGAUGGAAUUUGAGGUAACUCUUCCUGGUGAGGGUAAGGAUCGUGUGUUCAGAGUUGCUAUUAAGUGGCUCGCUAAAGUUAGUCUAUAUGCACUGGAAGAGGCAUUGGAAGGAAGAUCGAGAGCAAUUCCCCUGGAUGUUAUUCAAGCGCUAGAUGUAGUCAUGAGACAUCUUCCGAGCAUGACGUACACCCCCGUCGGAAGAUCGUUCUUUUCCUCCCCGGAUGGCUACAAUCAUCCACUGGGUGGUGGUAGAGAAGUCUGGUUUGGUUUCCAUCAAAGUGUGAGGCCUAGUCAAUGGAAAAUGAUGCUUAACAUUGAUGUCUCGGCAACUGCUUUCUACAAGGCACAACCUGUCACAGAUUUUUUAUGUGAAGUUUUAGAUAUAAGGGAUAUUCAAGAGCAAAAAAAACCUCUGACGGAUUCCCAACGUGUGAAAUUCACCAAAGAAAUCAAAGGACUCAAAAUUGAGAUUACUCAUUGCGGUACUAUGCGUAGAAAGUAUCGAGUAUGCAAUGUUACACGCCGACCUGCUCAGCUGCAAUCAUUUCCACUACAACUAGAGAAUGGCCAAACUGUUGAAUGUACUGUAGCCAAAUAUUUUCAGGAUAAAUACAAAAUGAAACUAAGGUAUCCUCAUUUUCCUUGUUUGCAAGUAGGACAAGAACAUAAACAUACAUAUCUUCCUCUUGAGGUUUGCAAUAUUGUCGCUGGACAAAGAUGCAUAAAAAAACUGACAGAUAUGCAAACUUCAACCAUGAUAAAAGCCACUGCUCGUUCAGCUCCGGAUAGAGAACGAGAAAUAAAUAACCUGGUGAGCAACACAGGACUCAGUUCAUCAUCCACACAGGUGAGAAGAGCCGAUUUCAAUAAUGAUCCAUAUGUGCAUGAGUUUGGAUUGUCUAUAAGUAAUACUAUGAUGGAAGUGAGAGGAAGAAUAUUGCCACCUCCUAAACUACAAUAUGGAGGGAGAUCUUUUGAUUCACAGACCAAGCAGCAAGCGAUACCGAAUCAAGGUGUGUGGGAUAUGCGAGGGAAGCAAUUUCAUACAGGAGUUGAGAUCAGAGUAUGGGCUAUUGCCUGUUUUGCACCUCAACGGACAUGCAGAGAAGAUGCCCUCAGAAAUUUCACACAGCAGCUUCAGAAGAUAAGCAAUGAUGCUGGGAUGCCCAUCAUUGGGCAACCUUGUUUUUGCAAAUAUGCAACUGGUGCUGAACAAGUCGAACCGAUGUUUCGUUACCUCAAAACAACAUUCCAAGGUCUCCAACUGGUAGUGGUAGUCCUGCCCGGAAAAACUCCCGUUUAUGCCGAAGUGAAGAGGGUGGGCGAUACUGUCCUCGGAAUGGCCACUCAAUGUGUUCAAUCGAAGAACGUGAAUAAGACAUCCCCACAAACACUCUCCAAUUUAUGUCUCAAAAUAAAUGUGAAACUUGGGGGAAUCAACAGUAUUCUCGUCCCAAAUAUAAGACCCAAAGUGUUCAAUGAACCUGUGAUAUUUCUCGGUGCUGAUGUUACGCAUCCACCUGCUGGUGAUAACAAGAAACCUUCUAUUGCAGCAGUUGUGGGCAGUAUGGAUGGUCACCCAAGCAGGUAUGCAGCUACUGUUAGAGUGCAGCAACAUAGACAGGAGAUCAUCCAAGACCUGGCAUCUAUGGUGAAAGAGUUAUUGAUUCAGUUUUACAAGUCUACACGCUUCAAGCCAAACAGAAUCAUCUUCUACAGGGAUGGUGUGUCAGAAGGACAAUUUCAUCAAGUACUUACACACGAACUUUUAGCUGUCCGUGAAGCCUGUAUGAAAUUAGAGGCGGACUAUAAGCCAGGCAUCACAUUCAUUGUGGUUCAGAAACGACAUCACACGCGUCUCUUUUGCUCAGAUAAGAAGGAACAAAUAGGCAAGAGUGGGAAUAUACCAGCUGGAACUACUGUUGAUGUGGGUAUCACUCAUCCCACUGAAUUCGAUUUCUAUCUUUGCAGUCAUGCUGGGAUUCAAGGUACGAGUCGUCCAUCACAUUACCAUGUAUUGUGGGACGACAACCAGUUCACGGCUGAUGAGCUUCAGUGUUUAACGUACCAGCUGUGUCAUACGUAUGUGCGUUGUACAAGGUCUGUCUCCAUUCCAGCACCUGCAUACUAUGCUCAUCUUGUGGCAUUUCGUGCCAGAUAUCAUCUCGUUGAAAAAGAUCAUGAAAGUGGUGAUGGAAGCCUUCAGUCUACAAACGGUGAAGAUAGAAAUCCCCUUGCAAUGGCUAGAGCAGUCACUGUGCACACAGACACUAACAAAGUGAUGUAUUUUGCAUAAAUCAUCAGUUUUUAUCAUCUGGUUGAAAGAGGAAUAUUUAUGAUAAUUUGAUGUUUGUUUGUUUUUUAAAAGAGAGAGAGAGUAGGGGGGAAGUGCCAUGUAUGUUGGGUUUUUCAUUCUCAGGACAAAAAAAAAAAGGAUUUUUUCUCUACUGCCACGGACUCUGGUCAUUUCUUUUUAUGUGAGACAAGUUUGCUGUGGGACGUUUAUUCUGUUUAACUUUUCUUUUUUAAAUUCAUAUUAUUAUUUGUUCUGUCAUUUGCUUUACUUAUCGAAGCGGACCCGAUAAAGCCGACCCGGGCAGUUAGAAGUGUGCAAAACUGAAACUUGCCUGAAUUUAUGUUGUGCUGACAGUUCUAAUUCACUUACAUACGUAACUUAAAGUACAGAAAAGAGUUCAUGUAAACCUAGAGUGAACCUUGAAGUAUCAAAUGCGGGGGGAAAAAAUUCCAAUGCAUCAAAAUGCAAACAAAUUGUGGGAGGAAUAUGCAGUGGGUAAUUUAUUUUGAAAUAAUUUGUUUGCAUUUUGGUAGUCAGUAAAAAUGUUUUAAUCUCUGUGGCAGAAUUUUUUUAGGCUUUCUGCCACAAGUCUCAGCAUUAGUAUCUUUCUGCAAGAUACUAUUAAUAUGCAUGUUAUUAAUUAAAUUUUUAAAUUUAAAGCGACAGAAACGCUGUAUUUACAGAAAAAGCUUAUUUGAAAAUAAUGAAAUUUUAUGUAUUUUUUAAAAAAUAAUUAUGUAAUUUUUUUUUUAAUUCUAAUAUCGAGGGCGAUAUUGUCAUAUUUUUUUAGAUAAAAAAACACUACUUAUUUCUUUUUUCACAUUUUGUAAAUCAUCAUCAAAUAAAAAACUUAUUAUAAAUCGUAAAAUUUGUGAAAGAAAAGAAAAGCAUUUUUUUUUUCUGUAAUUUUCCCAAAUAAGAAUUUUUAAAAAAAAUACGUGAGCAUUUCUUCCCCUCCUAUGCUUAAAAAAGACAUCUAUUGAAUAUAAUUGUGGAGGAAAAAAAUCUUUCAAACAUUUCUACAGAAAAGAAAUUUUUUUUUUUGCUUAAAUAUUUUUUAUUUUUCAUUCUUCUAAAGUAAGAAUCGAAAAAUUUCGAUCAUUUCUUUCCCAUCCGAUGCGCGAAAAAGUUAUUUUUUUAAAUAUUAAUUUUAGAGAGAAAAAAAUUCAAAAAUUUUUGCAGCAAAGAAAACCAAAAUUUUGCUUUAUAAAAGGAAAGUUCUUUCUGCAAGAACUCUAACAUUCUGCUACAAUGUUGCUGUGAUUCUGCCACGGGGUUUUUUAGUGUGGUUUACUCCAGGUUUAACUGAAUUCACUUUUAUCUAUCUUGUUUUAAAAUACCAACGGGUGUGAAAAAGAAUGAAAAGUGUCUCCUAGAAUAUAAUAUUCUCUUACCUAAAAAGUCUGGUGUUGCUAAAUUUCAUUCCAUUCCUUUAUUUUAAAUAAGCUUCUGAAAUAAAGAAAUCUUCACGAAUGACUUUUUUUUACUCUAUUGGUUGCUUGCUAAGUAAUUAAGUUAACCUCAAAAGAAAAAAAAAGUAAAUUUUAUAUCAUGUCUUUAUUGUAAUAUGUUUUAAUUUACUCUUUUAAAGAAGAAAAGAGUCGGAAAUUUUUUAUACGAAUGCUUUCAUUUUAAAGUAAAUUUGAGGUAUUUAUUUUUUGUAAGAAAAUUUGUAAUUUAGUGGUUAUUUUAAAAAUAACUCUAGCUAUUUAAGCAUAACUUUGUUGCCAGAUGCUGUGCUUAAUAAAACAGUAAUGCUAAAAAAUCUGUUUUACAAAGUACAAACUGGCAACUAAAUGGUUUGCCGGGUCAGUUUUAUUUUGUCCGCUCAUUAAUUCUCUCUCCUCAUAAUUUAUUGCCAUGAGUUAUCCGAGCACGAAUAUUUUACGAGACAAUUUGACGAAAACUCAUUUUGAGACUUGUUAUAGUUCAAUAUUUCUGAGCUAUGUGUCGAUGACAUAACUUGUUUUUUUAUUAUUUAUUUUUAAUUUGAGGAUUAAAAUGAAUCAAUACAACUUAUCCAUGGGGAAUAGCUUUAUCUCCAUUAGCAUGUGUUUUUUAGAAUCACCGUCCAUAUCUGGCAGGACCAAAUUUUAAUUGUGCGCCAAAUUUCGUUACAACAAUAACUAUUGUUUUGUACCUUCACUUCUAGUUAUCCUCUUAACUAAUACCAAUCAAUGAUAAUGUUCUUCCUUUUUGAAAAACCUGCUGUGUGCAUCGUUUCAAAGCUUUUUUUGUGGGGGGGAUCUAAAGCAAAAAACUAUGUGUCUUUCAGUAUUUACUGGUUCCAUGGGGAUUCCAGUAUUAAUCUUGCAUAUGUGUACAUACAUAUUAAAUGAACGGGCUUUUAAUUGAAUUGCACACUGGAUUAUUUAGAAAAAGCCAAAUGUUGUAAAUCAUUCCUUAUUAUAAUAAUGAAUUUUAAUGGAAAAAAACAAAUGAUUUCACUUAUUUUUUAUUUAUGCAAUGAUGUGUUGUUACGCGUGAGGAAAUUGC